Molecule: messenger RNA, 2630 nt
Organism: Phalaenopsis equestris
Lineage: Eukaryota; Viridiplantae; Streptophyta; Magnoliopsida; Asparagales; Orchidaceae
Product: dnaJ protein ERDJ2
Exons: 11
Coding region: 367-2415 (682 amino acids)
Biological process (GO): SRP-dependent cotranslational protein targeting to membrane; post-translational protein targeting to endoplasmic reticulum membrane
Cellular component (GO): Sec62/Sec63 complex
Molecular function (GO): transmembrane protein transporter activity; RNA binding
Source: RefSeq, a predicted model, not a curated record
GGUCCCUUCCUCAGCUCACACCUCGAAAGUCUAACCGGGCUCUCGCGAGUUGGUCGUCUCUUCCUCUCAAGCCCUAGUUGGUCGCCUGUUCUUCUCGUCGCCGGUUGCUUCGCCGGUAAGAAAUUUUUCCUCCCAGAAGAGUCCGGCCACCUUCCUACUAUCGAAAACCUCGUUGGUUGCCUAUUCCCCUCACCGCCGCUCUUCACCACCGGUAGCUUGUCCGGCUAUAAAUACCCCUGAGAGGAAAUUUUAGGCGCGAUUUUUUUUUGGUGAAUUUUGUUUUUCUUCGAAUCCCUGUGUCGCGGUUUCCUCCUUUUUUUGACCAUCUGAAGUUCUGAAUUCCGUGAGCACUUGAAGAAGGGAGUAAUGGCAACGACUGAGGAGAAUGGUUCACUUUUCCCCAUAUUUAUCCUUACUAUGAUGGCUCUCUCUGUAGUACCCUACACAAUAGUUAGAUUAUCCCGCUUUGUAACAAGAAAAACGAAAACCAUUCAUUGCCAAUGCUCUGUAUGUUCACGUUCUGGGAAGUACAGAAGAUCCAUAUUAAAACGGAUCUCAAACUUCUCUACUUGCAGUAAUCUGACAAUUCUGUUGCUCUGGGUGAUUAUGGUGAUUCUAGUUUAUUACAUCAAGAUUACAAGCCGUGAGAGCCAACCAUUUGAACCUUUUAGCAUUCUUGGGUUAGAACCAGGAGCAUCAGAUUCAGAAAUAAAGAAGGCAUAUAGAAAACUCUCCAUUUUAUAUCACCCGGAUAAAAACCCUGAUCCAGAGGCGCACAAAUAUUUUGUAGAAUUUAUCUCUAAGGCAUACCAGGCUUUGACUGAUCCUGUUUCACGUGAAAACUAUGAAAAGUACGGUCACCCAGAUGGUAGGCAGGGGCUUGAAAUGGGGAUUGCGUUACCUCAAUUUCUGCUAAAAUUUGAUGGUGCAUCUGGCGGGAUACUUCUUCUUGGAAUUGUCGGAGUCUGCAUUCUUUUACCUCUUAUAAUAGCAGUGAUAUAUUUAUCAAGAUCUGCUAAGUAUACAGGGAAUUAUGUUAUGCAUCAAACUUUGUCAACCUACUUCUAUUUCAUGAAACCUUCAUUAGCUCCAAGCAAGGUCAUGGAUGUCUUCAUUAAGGCUGCAGAAUAUGUGGAAAUGCCCAUCCGUAGAAGUGAUACUGAACCCCUUCAGAAGUUGUUUGUGGCAGUUCGAAGCGAGUUGAAUUUGGAUCUAAAAAAUAUCAAGACAGAGCAAGCUAAGUUCUGGAAACAACAUCCUGCAUUGGUUAAGAUGGAACUCUUGGUACAAGCUCAAUUGACUCGUGAGUCUGCCAGUUUAUCUUCUUCUUUGUUGGGAGAUUUCAAGCGAAUGCUUGAGCUCGCACCUCGUCUUCUCGAAGAACUUGUCAAGAUAGCUGUUCUACCCCGCAAUCCCCUGGGGCAUGGAUGGUUAAGACCUGCGAUUGGGGUGGUUGAGCUUUCACAAAGUAUUGUUCAGGCUGUUCCACUUAGUGCAAGAAAAGCAGGUGGGGCGAAUUCGGAAGGAAUAGCCGCGUUCUUACAACUUCCACAUUUUAGUGAGGCAAUUUUCAAGAAAAUUGCCCGCAAGAAAGUGCGCACUUUUCAGGAUCUACGUGACAUGGGUGUUCAGGAACGUCAUGAGCUACUCAUUCAUGCUGCUGGAUUUUCGGAUACCGAGGCACACGACAUUGAGAUUGUGCUCGAAAUGAUGCCGUCCAUUACUCUGGAAGUUACCUGCGAAACAGAGGGAGAAGAGGGCAUUCAGGAAAGUGACCUUGUAACAAUGUAUGCGUGGAUCAAUCUCAGCAGGAGAAAUGGCCUUGUUGGAGCUCUUCCUCAUUCUCCCUACUAUCCGUUCCACAAAGAAGAGAAUUUCUGGCUUCUGCUUGCUGAUCCCGUGACAAAUGAAGUCUGGGUUUCUCAGAAGGUGAACUUCAUGGAUGAGACUGCAGCCAUUACUGCAGCUUCUAAGGCUAUUCAAGAAACAAAGGAGGCUUUGGGUGCAAGCGUUAAGGACGUGAAUGUUGCUGUGAUGAGAGCUAUUGAGAAGGUGAAGAGUGGAUCAAGGUUAGUGAUGGGCAAGUUCCAGGCCCCAGCUGAAGGGACCUAUAAUCUAUGCUCUUACUGCUUAUGUGAUGCAUGGAUUGGAUGUGACACAAAGGCAAACCUGAAGUUCAAGGUCUUAAAACGGAGUCGGACUGGGACAAGAGGCCAUGUGGUCGAGGAAGGGGCACCUGUCGAGGAUGGUAUUGAGGAAGAAGAAGCAGAGGAGGAAGAGGGUUAUGAUGAUUAUGAGAGUGAGUACAGUGAUGAUGAGGAUGAUGAGAAGGAACACAACAGCAAAGCUGUAAAUGGUGUCUUGAAUGUGAAAGGCCAUACUAGUAGUGAAUCUUCAGGUUCUGAUGAAGAAUAAUCUCUUUUUUUUCGUUGAAUUUGUUAUGGUUCUGAGAUUUUCAAAAUUUUAAGUUAAAUUUGCCUUUCACAUCAGGAAAAAAAAAAAAAAAACAAAAUUUGAUUAAUCAUUGUGUGAUGCGAUGAUAGAUGGGUUCUAUAUGGAUUUGAUGAGCAUCAUUUGCACUUUUGAGUAUAGACUGCAGUUUUAUGAAAGUAUUUAACUUCUGGUGCCAA